AUGCCCAGACGUCCCGCGGAGAUCCCGCCCGACGACGAGUGGUCGCAGGAGGCAGCCAAAACGUUUUGGUGGGGUAACUGGAGGGACCCCAGCAAUUGCCUGUUUCCGUGGCUGUAUGCAGAUGGACGGCCUCGUCCGACUUAUCCAAUGAAGGACGACUGGGGUGUGCAACCCUUUCCUGUCGACUAUGAUUGCGAGUGGGCGCAGGGAAGGCCCCAAUGGGAGGUGUAUUUGGAUGCAUAUGAUGCAUGGAAUCGAGAGACUUGCCGGCUGAUCGAAGUUUACAGACGCAAGGUGGAGGAGAUGGACUAUGAAGAAAGUGUGGAGGUUUACGAGGGCAAAUUUCCGGACGUGCCAGAGUAUCCCACGGCGAAUGCCAAUGUACUCAUCGCCGCGGCAGAACCAGAUGUUGUUGCUCUUGCAGAUGCCUUGGAAGACCCAGACAGCGAUGCCAAUUGUAAGGAUUGUGGUCUUUGGACGCCGCUGAUGUAUGCCGCAAUGGCCGGUAGCCUUGAGUGUGUCGAGUACCUCAUGGAUAAUGGCGCAGACCUCGAUGCGCGCAACAAUCAACAGGACACUGCCUACGACAUCGCUAUCCAGGCGUUUGCGAAGAAACAGUCCGAUCAUCCAGUGUUGCGCCUCUUCCGUGAGGCUGGUGCACCACGUGGUGCCGGUUGGAGAGCAACACUUCCGACAGAAGAGUGGCGGUGA
Messenger RNA from Symbiodinium natans, 711 nucleotides. The record is from the annotation of a GenBank genome assembly. Lineage: Eukaryota; Dinophyceae; Suessiales; Symbiodiniaceae.